Molecule: messenger RNA, 915 nt
Organism: Notechis scutatus (mainland tiger snake)
Lineage: Eukaryota; Metazoa; Chordata; Lepidosauria; Squamata; Elapidae
Product: olfactory receptor 5BS1-like
Biological process (GO): G protein-coupled receptor signaling pathway
Cellular component (GO): membrane
Molecular function (GO): olfactory receptor activity; G protein-coupled receptor activity
Source: RefSeq, a predicted model, not a curated record
AUGAAAAAUCAGAACACCACAGUGACUUUUUUUAUCCUUUUGGGAUUUUCAUACAAUUAUCCAGUCAAUACUUUCCUUUUCCUGACAUUUUUCCUGAUGUAUGCUUUGACUUUAUUGGGAAAUACGAUGAUUAUGAUAGUAACAAGUUAUCUCCCCAGCCCCAUGUAUUUUUUUCUAAAACAUCUGGCUUUUCUUGACAUGUGUUUGUCUUCUGUUACUGUACCCAAGCUGUUGGUGAUUUUUUGGGAGAAAAAGAUUAUUUCAUAUUCUGAUUGCUUUAUUCAGAUAUUCAUUGUCUUUCUUACAGGAGGCACUGAAGAUUGUGUCCUUGCUGCAAUGGCUUAUGACCGAUAUGCUGCCAUUUGCAAGCCCCUCCAUUAUAUACAAAUUAUGAAUAAAUCAUUUUGUAAAUGGCUGGUGGGUGGUGCAUGGGUAGUUGGUUUUUUAUGUGCUUUUGUAAAUAUAUUACCUAUUUUAAAGCUAGAUUUCUGUGGACCAAAUUUUAUCAAGGAUUUCAGCUGUGAAUUUCCAUCUCUACUUGCAUUAUCCUGCACAGAAACAUCCUCCAAUUGGAUGGCAUUUCUGAUAUCUGGUAGUUUUGUUGCAAGUUCUUCAUUGAUUAUCAUCCUAGUGUCCUAUAUCUGUAUCAUCUCAACUAUCCUCAAGCUGAAUUCAGCAGAAGCAAAAAGGAAAACUUUCUCUACCUGUAGUUCUCACCUUAUUGUUGUAGUUUUGUAUUAUGGCACUGCCUGCUUUAGAAACAUGAGGCCCAGCUCAGCCUUCUCAAUUAUUUUGGAUGAAUUCUUCUCUAUUCAGUACAAGAUUUCAACACCUAUGCUGAACCCACUUAUCUACAGCCUGAAAAAUAGAGAAGUGAAGGAAGCCAUAAAAAAACUAAUGGCUACAAACCCCUGA